Molecule: messenger RNA, 555 nt
Organism: Peniophora sp. CBMAI 1063
Lineage: Eukaryota; Fungi; Basidiomycota; Agaricomycetes; Russulales; Peniophoraceae
Source: the annotation of a GenBank genome assembly
AUGCCCUCUACAGCUUCUUUUGAUGGCCGCUCUUCUAUCGAUAGUGGCGCGCAUCUGUUUGAAGACGUGGAGUUGGCCUCCCUGAUUGAGAACUUGACGUUGCGAACGAAAACACCGACUCGGGAAAGCGCUCAGAGCGACUUCGCGCACGUCUCGGACGUAGCCAUGUCAGACGAGGAACCCUAUCUGUCAGACGCUUCGGGCUCCUCAACUUCGUCCGCCGGGAAGCCCUCAAAGGCUCCCAUGCAGCCGGAGCCCUGCGCUCUUCUACAAAACAUCAUUGGACUAUACGAUCCUGCGGAAGAGCUCAAAAACUUUCCCACAACAUGCGGCCAGUACCUCGAGCUUCUUUUCACGCACCGUGAACUGUUCUCGGCUUGUCCCCACGCGCAUACGGGUUGCUCGGCCGGUCUGGCGCAACUCGCGCGGUCGCUGGAGCUUAGAGCUUGGCGCGCUGAUAGGGAGUGCGAUUCUGAAGCGGUAGCUGCUUUCCGUCACGAGAGUUGGCAAGUUGCCGCUUGGCUUCAAACAGGGGCUCCUCUGUCCGUCUUGUGA